This is a messenger RNA of Lodderomyces elongisporus, 1581 nucleotides long. RefSeq names its product U5 snRNP complex subunit. The transcript has a single exon. Gene Ontology annotation, molecular function: protein binding. The record is from RefSeq and is a predicted model, not a curated record. The coding region runs from base 1 to 1581 and encodes 526 amino acids. Gene Ontology annotation, cellular component: U5 snRNP. NCBI's taxonomy places the organism in Eukaryota, Fungi, Ascomycota, Pichiomycetes, Serinales, Debaryomycetaceae.
AUGGACCUGAAGAGAAAAUUGUUGCACAAUAAGGCACCAAGUCGUUUUAAGAGCACGGCAACUAGACCUGCUGAUGAUGGCAUGUCUAACGUCUCGCAAUACACACACACAGAGAUGGAAAAAGAGCAUAGAAUUGACGAUGGUGAUAGUGAUAAUGAUAACGACAGUGAUCGUUAUAAUUAUAGAGGUAGUGGUAAUGACAGUGAUACUGAUAGUGAUUACGAUAUAUUCAAGGAGAAUCCUGUAAACACAGUAACUGCGAAACCCAAAAGACAAGGGGAAAUGGAUGAAGAUGAGGAAGACGAUAUGUUUGCAAGCGAUGAUGAUAAAGAGCCAACGAAAACUAAAAUUAAACAAGUAAGGUUUGCUGAGAGCAACAAUAGCACAACAGCAUCUACCGCCGUGGAAGGCUAUCGACAUAAUUUAUUCGAAAAUGGCAAUGAAGAAGACGAGGAAGAGGAAGAGGAAGAAGAAGAGGAAGAGGAAGAAGAAGAGGAAGAAGAAGAUGAAGAGGAAGAGGAAGAGGAAGAAGAAGAAGAAGAGGAAGAAGAUGAAGAAGAUGAAGAAGAUGAAGAAGAUGAAGAAGAGGAGGAAGAGGAAGAAGAGGAAGAUGAAGAUUAUGAUAAGAACUCUUAUUAUAUCAACGUCGAAAACUUUGACUUGACUCGACGACAGAGAAAGAAACCACAACCGAAAUUGGAAGCUUUUGAUAUGCGGGAAGAGGAAUCAAAAGGUCAUUUUGAUGAUGUAGGUAACUACCAUGAAGAUGAAGACAGAGCCAACUCAAGUAACCUGGAUCAAGAAAAUGACGAGGACGAGUAUCUCCAAGGAUUUGGUAAACUGGAAAUUAGAAAAGCACGACUAGCACAAAGAGAACGGGAACAACAAAGAAAAAGAGCAAUUGCUGAACAAGAACUUGCCAAAAACAAGAAUGUGGAGUCCAUGCUGGAACUACUUGUACAAUUGAUUAAAGUGUUGGAGCCUGUAGAAUCACCAAUGGAAGCAUUAGUGCGCCUAAACAAGGAAUUGAAAAGAAUUAAAAAAAAUAAGCAAAAAAAACUCAAGACAAGCACCGGAAAAGAAACCACCAGUGAUGAGACUAAUGAAACUAAUAAAGUAGAAAACAUUGUGAAAAACACCAUUACCAAACUAACUGAUUCGUGCUCUAUACUUCAAAAUCAGCAUGGUCAAUCUGAGGUGUAUGAGAUGACUAAAGAAGAGUUGAUGCGAUUAUUCCAAAAAGAGACAGGCAAGUACUAUUCACUAAAUCGUGGAUUGAAAAGAAAUAGAGAAGAGGAAGAAGAAGAAGAAGAAGAAGAACUAAAAGGACAUGAAAAUUUAAGUGAUGGUGACGAAACAAAUAGUCUGGUCAAUAACAUAAGAGAAGAAAGCGGAAAAGAAAUUGAUUAUGGUGAGAAGAUAUGGGAAUUCAGGUGGAUGGGUGAUGAUUUGGUCAAUGGUCCAUAUUCGGAAUACGAAAUGAAACACUGGAAAGAUACAUAUUUCAACAAUCAGGUUGAGGUUAGAAGAACAGGUGAUGUUGAUUUUCGACAUAUACUGAAUGUUAUUUUUGAUCAAUAG